GUGUCAUUUAGUUUUUCUCUUUCUAUUGCAAAGCCAAUAAAUCUUUUCUAAUCAUGAUUAUUUAGGUAUUGUAAGGAUCAAAUGAUCUCAAUUAAAGACUAACAUAAUGCUAAGAAAAUGUUAAGAACGUUAUUCGAGAUAUUUCAUUAAGUUUUUUAGUAUUUCCCUAUCGCAAUUAUAUCCUUACGUUAUCAUGCCGUUAAGGAACUAAACAAACCCUUCAUGUUCCCUGAAAAGGCAAUCUAUCGUGAAUUCAUAUAGUAUAAAAUUGCCGCCGAUUAGUCACGAUAUGAUAUCUCAUUCGCAAUCAGAAGCUUAUUAGACUUUUUUCCUAAUAGGCCAGAAAACGUUUUGCCACUAGAGAGCGUUAUUUAAAAAAGUAGAUUGUUUUCUUCUUGCAACCAUGUUCUACCGUCAAGUUGUUUUUACAUCCUUAGCUUCUUUAACCGCAACGGAAGAAUAUUGCUAUGAUUAUAUAGAUUCAAAAUCUCAUCGUCGCGGUGGUUUCUUUUGUGAUAACUUUUGUUGUGGCAAGCCAGACGCUAAACAUUGCUGUGAUGAAAAGAAUCUCAGGUUGCCUCAAAAUACAACCUUUACUGAUCCAAAAUUAACACUGCUUAUGACAUCAUACGCAUUUGCUAUCAUUAUGAUAAUUAGCAUUGCGUUAACCGUUACUCUAUGCCUUUGUUAUAGGGAACGUGGAUCAGCCAACUUAUCGAAUAACCAGAGCGAUAGGAAAACGAACCGUAAUUCAGAAAAUCUGAGUUUUUUUAGUGAAACGAGAAAAGCUUCCUACCAGAAACAGGAGCCGGAAGUGGAUAUUAUAUAACAAAACUAGUCUUAAAAAUAAUAAUAAAUAAUAAUAAUAAUUUAAGAAUAAUUGUACUCUUCUAUUCUCUUCUUCUCAUACUCUUCUUACAGGCAACUUUUAUGAUAAUUAAGAAAUAUCAAUUUCCCAAGGUAAAUUGGCUCAUUCAACUUUCUUUGUUGGUGUAUGAUUAUUUGAAAGUCGGUUGAACACGAAAAAUAUGCGAUUUGUACAUGUCCCAAGUUGAUUUAAAGAAAAAACACGUAAGAGAGGAGAGUGGCGGGAAGGGAGAAAGAAGAAGAGAAAAUAUGAGAAUGCAAAGGAAAUGAUUUAUUUUAGUUUUAAGCCAUUUUAUUUAAAUGAUACAAUUGUAGAUUAUAUUGAAAAUGUAUAAUAUAAUAUAAAUAAUCAGCAGAAAAUGACGAAAAGAGGAAUAAUUAAGUAAUAAAAGGUAUAUAUACUUUUUAAUCAAAUAACAAUAAUCAAUAAUUUUUAAUUAGUAUUUUCCCUAAUCUUUAGUUCCUAAUAAAUAUAAAGAUAUAAAGAUAUACGUGAUAAAAUCAACUUACUUUAACUGAUAAUAAGAAAAGAAUCAUAACUUUAUAUAACAUUCUUUAUGGCAUAUAUUAGAAUUUAUGACGUAAGUGAAUGGUUAAUAUAUAAAGUAUUACCCACAUUUUUUCUUAUAUACAGCAUAUAUUGUACACUGUAUAUAUAUUUAAAUAAAACAUUGAGACCAACUGUGGGCGUAAAACAAAAGGCUUCGCUCAUUUCCUGUAGCAAACUUUCUAAUAAUAAUUAAAAGAUAAAAUGGUUGAUGCGUCAUAUCUGUAUCCGUUUUAGAGUUUUUAAGUCAUUAUUUAUUUGACACUUAUACCUACCUCAUGAAAUUUAAAAUAUUAAUCAAAAAGGGUUAUAAAUAUUCAUUAAUGCAAAUUAAUUUCAUUCUCUCUGUAUACUUGACAAUGGA
Messenger RNA from Dimorphilus gyrociliatus, 1778 nucleotides. Lineage: Eukaryota; Metazoa; Annelida; Polychaeta; Dinophilidae. The record is from the annotation of a GenBank genome assembly.